Mugil cephalus (flathead mullet) is the source of this 2189-nucleotide messenger RNA. It is a transcript of the gene syt8, whose product is annotated as synaptotagmin VIII. NCBI's taxonomy places the organism in Eukaryota, Metazoa, Chordata, Actinopteri, Mugiliformes, Mugilidae. Gene Ontology annotation, biological process: regulation of calcium ion-dependent exocytosis; cellular response to calcium ion; regulation of dopamine secretion. Gene Ontology annotation, cellular component: axon; dense core granule; synaptic vesicle membrane. The record is from RefSeq and is a predicted model, not a curated record. Bases 209 to 1582 code for a protein of 457 amino acids. Gene Ontology annotation, molecular function: clathrin binding; phosphatidylserine binding; calcium ion binding. The transcript is spliced from 9 exons.
GUGUGUGUAUAGCAGGUGUGGUGGCUGCUGCAGGCCGAGGUAGACACACUUUAAGAAGUAUAAGAUGACAGACUGAAGCUGAAGCAGCGCACUAAGCCAAAUAUCAACAGCCGACUGAACAAAAGAAGAAGAAAUGAUUUUGAAACAGUAGAAGAGAAAACGCGUGGACAGACUCUUCAUACACUAAGAAUUCAUCAUUUUCCUCAUCAUGCCUACCAUCCAUCCAUCUUCUGAUCCAGUAACUAGUGCACCACCUUCAUCUACAUUCGUGGGAACUCACAUAAACUUCACAACCACGAAUAACACCAACCUUACCAACUACACCCACACUAGUACCAAUCUGAACCUAGAUGUCAACUUCACAACCACUCACAGACCCACCAGCAUCACCCUCACCACCCAUGCCUCCACUAACGCCACUGUCGACCCUGCUGUCAUCUUCAUCAAUGGCCUGCUGGACAAGAUCCCCUUGCCUCGAUGGGCGAUCUACUCCAUCUUUUCGAGUGGCGGCCUGCUGAUUCUGCUCUGCAUUUUGUGUAUAUGCAUCAAGUGUUGCUGCAAAGGGAAGAAGAAAAGGCACCAGAAGAAUGAGCAGAUCAAUCUGAAGGGAGUGGAUGGAAAAACAACCACAGCUCUGGUUCAGCCAGAUGUGAGUGACGUUGACUACGGUUCGACCAAAAAGCAGAGAGGAAAGCUGCUCUACUCUCUCGAUUAUAAUGCUGCUCUGUCCACGCUCACAGUGGGGAUCAAACAAGCUAAUGGCCUGAAGGCCAUGGACAUAGGAGGAAGUUCAGACCCAUAUGUCAAAGUCUACAUCUGUCCUGACAAGACCAAAACAUGUGAGACCAAAGUGUUCAGGAAGACACUCAACCCUAUCUUCAAUGAGCAAUUCACCUUCCAGCUAUCCAAGUCCACCCUCUUGAAGUCGACAGUGGUGAUGAAGGUUUUCGACUUUGACCGAUUCUCCAAACACGAAAUCAUCGGCGAGCUCAGGGUGCAACUCUGCGACGUUGACUGGAACCAUGUCAUCGAGGAGUGGCAAGACUUGGCCGAGCCUGCCAAGUUUGAGGAAGAAAACCUAGGGGAGAUAUGCCUCUCCCUGCGCUAUGUCCCCACUGCCAGCAAACUGACGGUGGUGAUCCUGGAAGCGAAAAACCUGAAAAGCAUGGACAUUGGAGGAAGCUCAGACCCCUAUGUGAAGGUGCAGCUGGCUCUGGACAAGAGGAAGUGGAAGAAAAGGAAGACAUCCAUUAAAAAGAAGACGCUGAACCCUUAUUAUAAUGAAUCUUUCACCUUCGACGUGACUUUUGAGCAAAUCCAGAGGGUGAACCUGGUGAUCUCGGUCUGGGACCACGAUGCCGUGACAAGGAACGACCCCAUAGGGAAGAUCUUCCUGGGCUGCGAUGCCAUGGGGAACCAGCUGAGGCACUGGGCUGACAUGUUGUCCAACCCGCGGCGGCCGGUCGCUCAGUGGCACAGCCUGCUGUUGGCUGAGCAGGUCAACUCCACGCUGCCCCUGAAAAAGAAGAUUCCCAUUCCCAGCAAACUGAUAGAAAACGCUCACCGAUGGCAUCCAAAAUGAAAACUUUCAAAUGUACCCAACCCUCUUAUAUUUUCAGAUCUAAACAUUCAAAAAUGAUUUCAAAUGUAAAAGCACUUUUCUUCUUGUAUAAGCACUUCUUAUUCCUCAAACUGAAAAUAUGUUAAAGCUUGAUAUAAAGGUUAUUAAAUAUCACAUUAUUGCAUGGCCAAAUUGAAAUUUAUUUCCAACAGCAGUUAAUAGAACAAUAGGUAGGAAACUCUCAAGAUAAAGAACACACAUGAACACAACGUAAAAAAUGUAGUAAAAAGGCAUACAAAAGCUUAUAAGGCUUUUGAGAGUAUUGUGUCUACCGUUUCAUAAUACACAUCCCAUUUGACAUCAACAUCUAUUACCUUUAUAUUCCAAAAUUUAUAUAAAGGUUUCUCAAAUGAGGGUGAACCUUUCUGUUUUUGAAGUGACAAAAACCCAGACAUUAGUGGAUGCAAGGUUGUUUUUGUUCAGUGUGAAAGUGGAAUAUACCUUGUAUAGUAUAGUAGAGGGUUGAAUUCAUUCCAGUUUAUGAUGACAACAAUAUUAACUAAUGCAAUAUCCAUCUAUCCCUCGGAAGACACAUGUGUCCCAGAAAAUAAAGUGUGUGCAAAUCUUG